UCGACGUAUAGCUCUUUUUCAACCCGAAAAAAAUACACAUUAUUAGGGAAUGUUUAAUGUUUAGUGUUUAAUAGUCUCGCACUCGCAAGCAGAUUGGUGACAUCCCGCGAUGUUUAAGUGCAAUGGCGUACGAGGAAGGGGAGUCGCUUGAAUCCUGGCUCAAUAAAGCCACACAUCCAACUAACAGACAAGAGGACUGGGAGUACAUCAUUGGCUUCUGUGAUCAGGUUAACAGGGAGUUGGAAGGCCCUCAGAUUGCGGUGCCUCUGCUUUUGCACAAAAUCUGUUCACAAGAAUGGGAGGCUCUUCAGGCUCUGACUGUACUGGAGGCCUGCAUGAAGAACUGCGGGAAGAGGUUUCACCGUGAAAUUGGAAGGUAUCGGUAUUUAAAUGAGCUGGUAAAACUGGUUUCUCCAAUGUAUGUGGGUGCCAGUACUCCAGAGAAGGUGAAGAAGAGGAUUAUAGAAAUGCUGUGCAGCUGGAGAGUUGCUUUUCCCAACGAAACCAAGAUCAAUGAUGCCUACACGGCACUCAAGAAACAAGGCCUGGUGACCCAUGAGCCGGAGCUUCCGGUAGACAAGACUCUGAUUCCUUCUCCUCCAACACGACCGAAGCACCCGGUCUUUGACAAUGAAGACAUGGGCAAGCUGCUGGCUGAGCUCCUUCGAAGUAAAAACCCAGAAGAUCUUCAGGAGGCCAACAGGUUAAUCAAAAACAUGGUGAAGGAGGACGAGGUUCGGGUGCAGAAGGUCACAAAGCGUAUGCACACUUUGGAGGAGGUGAACAUCAAUGUCAAGUUGCUGACGGAGAUGCUGUCCCAUUAUGAUAAAGACAACUCCAGUGACUCGGACAAAGAGAUCAUAAAGGAGCUCUACGAGCGAUGUGACAAGCAGAGACGUGCCGCUUUCAAGAUGGCCACCGAGGCUGAGGACCAUGACACCAGUUUAGGUGACAUUCUCCAGGCGAGCGAUGACCUCUCCAGAGUCAUCAACUCCUAUAAGAAGAUUGUUGAGGGACAGGUGAUCAACGGCGAGAGUGAUGAGCCUCAAACUGCAGCUCCUUCGACAGAGACCACAGACACACUGGUUGACCUCGGCGGCCUCGAUGCUCAAAGCUCUCCACACCCCCCUCCCUUGCAGACAUGCCCAUACAUCGCCGACCCCGCCGUUUCUGCAAUCCCGAUGUUGCCUCCUCCCCCCAAACGGGCCGCCGGCUCCCUCAGCAGUCAGAGCAGCAGCCCGAGUCACCCGUCUACAGACAAGACCUCCACCGUACUCUCCCUGCUUGACGAUGAGCUGCUGUCUCUUGGACUGAAUGACCCCCCUACCUCUGUAAGCAGCCAAGCAAAGCCCAGUUUGGGGGAAAUCUCCAGUCAGUGGUCUUCCUUGCAGGCCCCUACAGCAGGUCUGGAUAUGUUUGGCAGUGUGGCAUGUUCAGGUCCCGUGCCUCCAGUGGAACCAGCUGUCACGCAGAGUCCACAGAACCUUCAGAAUCUGGCUAUGAUGGGCUUUACUGAUCAGCAAAGAUUGUUCAGCCAGAUCACAGCAGCAGGAAGCAUUUUUGGGAUAACAGCAGCACCGGCGCCUGCCUUCAUGCCUGUGCACAGCGCCAAUCCUGCAGCUUCCCUUUUUCACAGCUCAAUGCCAAGCUCCCCUGCCUUGUCCCGCUCUCAGAAUCAGACCGUGGCUCCAGGCAGUCCUGUGUUCUGCUCCCUGUCCCCUUGCCACCCACCCCUCCAGGGCAGUUCAGGCAGAGGUGCAGACAUUUCUCUCAGCAACGUCCACGUUCCUUUGGAGGCCAUCAAACCCAGUAAAGUCUUACCUGUUACUGCCUAUGAUAAAGAUGGGGUUCGUGUGCUCAUCAACUUUGCGUCAGAUUCUCCUCCUGGGAGGCCUGACGUGUUGGUGAUGGUGGUGUCCAUGCUCAACACAGCACCCAUGCCUGUUCACAAUGUUGUCCUGCAAGCUGCUGUGCCAAAGUCAAUGAAGGUAAAGCUGCAGCCUCCAUCGGGAGCUGAACUGGCCCCUUUCAACCCCAUCCUGCCUCCCGCCUCCAUCACUCAGAUCAUGCUGCUGGCCAACCCAGCAAAGGAAAAGGUGCGCCUGCGCUACAAGCUGUCUUUCACACUUGGAGAGCGUCUGUACUACGAAGUAGGAGAGGUGAACCAUUUCCCCCCACCAGAAACAUGGGGACACCUAUAGCAGAGUGGUGCUGUGAAUAAUCCACACUCAUUGAAAGGGUGUUUGUGGGCUCCCUUCAUUCCAGACAAAGAUGAAAAGAUGUCCAUUUUUUAGCUUUACAUUUCUAAUAUGUGUUCAUUUUUUCUCAGUGUUAUUAGCACUGUGGGGUUAAAAGAAUCCUUUGUGCAGUUAUAAAACUAAAUAAAAAUGCUAAAAUCCAGAAACUUCUAAAAGAGGUUUUCCAGAGAUAAAUCUGAGCCUUGAAUGCAUCUGAAAGCAGAGUUUGAAGACUGUCAGACUGAAAGUUUAGAACCAAUGUUUGCAAUAUUUUUUCCUGUAAAAUGUUUACAUACCUGUAGACAUGUGAAAGUUCUUAAAAGUACAAAUAAUGUGUCAUAUUGUUUCAGGAAAAUAUUCAACCAGAAUGCAUUUCUUUCUAGAUUCUCCAGGGUUCAACUAGCUGUUGUUGCUAGCUCAAUGAAUUCACUGCUUCAGAUUGAGCCAUUUAAACUCAGUUGUUUGUUUUUUUUAAAUAUUUUUAUUUUAUGAAAUGUGAGGGGAAAGUGAUUUCAUUUGUUAGAGCCUUAGCCUGGAAUGAAAGCACUGAUUUUCCUCCCAUUGUUGGUAUAUGUUCAGGUAUAUGUUCAUGUGCGUUUUUAAAUCACUGAAUUUUGGUUUGCUCUGUUUUUUGGCAGUUUGAAAGGUUUUAUUUUGAGACUGAAAUAUUUUACUGUGCAGUUUGGCAGUGAAUGCAUCUUGUAACAUGAGCAGAAUUUGUCCAACACACGUUUUCUUAGGAUAUCAAAAUGUGAGAGCAAAAGGGUAUCGAGUCAUGUUGGAGCGGAUGUACAGAAGUGUGUUUGAUGUAAAUAUUGUGAGAUGUGUCUGUUUACUGUAAAUUAUGGAAAUGUAAUGUGCCAUCUGUCUGCUGCUUGAAAAUAAAAGAGUAUUGAUGUUUGA
Messenger RNA from Oryzias latipes (Japanese medaka), 3140 nucleotides. RefSeq names its product golgi associated, gamma adaptin ear containing, ARF binding protein 3b (gene gga3b). NCBI's taxonomy places the organism in Eukaryota, Metazoa, Chordata, Actinopteri, Beloniformes, Adrianichthyidae. Gene Ontology annotation, molecular function: phosphatidylinositol binding; ubiquitin binding; small GTPase binding. The record is from RefSeq and is a predicted model, not a curated record. Gene Ontology annotation, cellular component: trans-Golgi network. Gene Ontology annotation, biological process: Golgi to plasma membrane transport; intracellular protein transport; protein localization to cell surface.